AUGACAUGAUAGAUAAAUAAAUACAGAAUUGGUAUAAAGAUAUCAUCGUGUAUCGCAACAAAAAAUGUCAGGUGCAGCCUCCUCAUCUACUAUUCUCACUACUUCACUUGUAUUUUCUUCCUCAUUCUCCUCUUCUCGUCUCUUUAUCAGAAGAAGACUUCCUCUAAGGUCAGCUUCAUCACCGCUACGCCGUCUUUGUUUGACCCGCGAAGUACCUGUCCGCAACCUCAUUAUGCCUCCUCGCGCCACUCUCGGCUUCACUCACCCCGCCAACACUGAAACUCCCAAGAUAUCUUUUGCAGCGAAGGAUAUUGAUACUGAUGUGGCGGAAUGGAAAGGGGACCUGUUAGCAGUUGCCGUGACGGAAAAAGAUGUUACUAGAGAUGGAGAGUUGAAAUUCCAGAAUUCGAUAUUGAGAACACUGGACUCUAAAUUGGGCGGUCUGUUAGGCGAAGCUUCGUCCGAAGAGGACUUCACUGGAAAACUCGGACAAUCAACGCUUCUCCGAAUUACACCUGCUGCUGGACUUGGAUCCAAGAGACUCGCCUUGCUUGGCCUCGGCCCAUCUGCUUCCUCUACUGCCGCCUUUAAAACGCUCGGUGAAUCUGUUGCUUCUGCAGCUAACUUCGCUCAGGCUGCCCAUGUUGCUGUCGUUGUUCUACCUACUUCGAAAGGACUCUCUGCCCCUAACAUUGCUUCUGCAAUCGCCACUGGGACUGUUGUGGGAACAUUUGAGGAUAAUAGAUUCAAGUCUGAGUCCAAGAAGAAACCGGUCCUUAAAUCACUUGAUAUUAUUGGUCUUGGAACAGGGCCUGAAUUCGAGAAGAAACUUAAGUAUGCAGGAGAUGUAUCUUCUGGAAUCAUUCUUGGAAAGGAGCUUGUAAAUUCUCCACCUAAUGUGCUCACACCAGGAGUAUUGGCAGAAGAAGCAUCUAAGAUAGCUUCAACAUAUAGUGAUGUUUUCACUGCCAAAGUAUUGGAUGCUGAGCAGUGUAAGGAAUUGAAAAUGGGAUCCUAUCUGGCUGUUGCUGCAGCCUCAGCAAAUCCUCCUCAGUUUAUCCAUCUGUGUUAUAAACCACCAACUGGACCUGUCAAUGUCAAGUUGGCAUUAGUCGGAAAAGGUUUGACUUUUGACAGUGGUGGCUACAAUAUAAAGACAGGACCUGGCUGUAUGAUUGAGCUCAUGAAAUUUGAUAUGGGUGGAUCUGCUGCAGUUUUUGGAGCAGCAAAGGCUAUUGGUCAAAUCAAACCUCUUGGAGUCGAGGUUCAUUUUAUAGUUGCAGCUUGUGAGAAUAUGAUAAGUGGAACAGGUAUGAGGCCUGGAGACAUUGUCACAGCUUCCAAUGGAAAAACUAUAGAGGUUAACAACACAGAUGCUGAGGGUAGGCUUACUCUGGCUGAUGCUCUGGUGUAUACUUGUAACCAAGGUGUGGAUAAGAUAAUUGACCUGGCAACAUUAACUGGUGCAUGUAUAAUUGCUCUAGGACCCUCAAUUGCAGGUGCAUUUACAACCAGUGAUGACCUGGCUAAAGAAGUUUUUGAUGCUUCUGAUGUGAGCGGGGAGAAACUAUGGAGGAUGCCAAUGGAAGAAAGUUACUGGGAAUCAAUGAAAUCAGGAGUUGCUGAUAUGUUGAACACCGGUGGUCGUCAAGGUGGUGCUAUUACUGCUGCUCUUUUCUUAAAGCAGUUUGUUGACGAGAAGGUUCAAUGGAUGCAUAUUGAUUUGGCUGGUCCUGUGUGGAAUGAAAAGCAGCGUUGUGCAACAGGAUUUGGUGUAUCAACUUUAGUGGAAUGGGUAUUGAGGAAUGCAUCUUAAAUGCCGCAUAUUUAAAUUGUUUAAUGCUUACUUUUAUUAUCACUUGUAUUUGUUAAAGCCGCGUUUGGGGUAGUUUUUUAGUUUCAAGUUUUCAAAUUUCAGGUUUUAA
Molecule: messenger RNA, 1925 nt
Organism: Medicago truncatula (barrel medic)
Lineage: Eukaryota; Viridiplantae; Streptophyta; Magnoliopsida; Fabales; Fabaceae
Product: leucine aminopeptidase 1
Exons: 9
Coding region: 65-1816 (583 amino acids)
Biological process (GO): proteolysis
Cellular component (GO): cytoplasm
Molecular function (GO): metalloaminopeptidase activity; manganese ion binding
Source: RefSeq, a predicted model, not a curated record